CCCCGGCGGGCGGCACCGCUGGUCUCUGGGCAAGGACCAGCUGGAGGAGCUGCUGGAGGCGCCCAAGCUGGUGAUCACGGAGCAGCCCAAGCAGCGGGGCAUGCGUUUCCGCUACGAGUGCGAGGGCCGCUCGGCCGGCAGCAUCCUGGGCGAGAGCAGCACUGAUGCCAGUAAGACCCUGCCGGCUAUUGAGCUGCUGAACUGCCACGCGAUCCCUGAGGUGAAGGUGACGGCAUGCCUGGUGUGGAAGGACUGGCCCUACCGCGUCCACCCCCAUGGCCUCGUGGGCAAGGACUGCAGCAACGGGCUCUGCGAGGUCGUCCUCAAACCCCAGACCAACCCCAAGCACAGCUUUAGCAACCUUGGUAUCCAGUGUGUGAAAAAAAAGGAGAUCGAGAUGGCGAUAGAGAAGAAGCUGCAGCUGGGCAUCGACCCCUUCAAAGCUGGGUCCCUCAAGAACCACCAGGAGGUAGACAUGAACGUGGUGAGGAUCUGCUUCCAGGCCUCCUACCAGGACAGCGCUGGGCAGAUGCAGCACCUCAGCCCUGUGCUCUCGGAGCCCAUCUUUGACAAGAAAUCCACCAACACCUCGGAGCUGAGGAUCUGCCGGAUGAACAAGGAGAGCGGGCCGUGCACGGGUGGCGAGGAGCUCUACCUGCUUUGCGACAAAGUCCAGAAAGAGGACAUCGCGGUGGUUUUCCGCAAAGAGACGUGGGAAGCGCGGGCCGACUUCUCGCAGGCUGAUGUGCACCGCCAGGUCGCCAUCGUGUUCAAGACGCCGCCCUACCAGCACCUGGAGCUGGCCGAGCCUGUGGAGGUGGAGGUCUUCCUGCAGCGGCUCACCGACAGUGUCUGCAGCGAGUCCUUCCGCUUCACUUACCUGCCCAAGGACCACGAUGCCUACGGGGUGAACGUGAAGCGGAAGCGGGGGAUGCCUGAUGUCCUGGAGGAGCUCUCCGGCUCAGAUCCGUACGGGAUUGAAGCCAAAAGGAGGAAGAAGCCGCCUGGAUACAUGGAUCACUUUGCUCCGCUGCCAGCUGCAGGUGCGUUCCCGGGAUGGGGGACACAUUUGGGGGCAGCAGUUAGGGCCCGGCCAGCACCCAUGUCACGACGCAGACUGACCCAGUUCUGCGUUGGGCUUGUACAGGCCUUUGCUGAGCUCUACAGGCUCAUACGGGCUCACAUCAAGCUCUAUAGGCUGGAGCAAACGCUUCCUGAACUUAUCCGGACCUGUGUCAGGCUCUAUAAGCUUAGCACACGUUGGGCCGAUACAAUCCCCUACGAGCUCGGUGUGGGUGCGUACGAGUACGCAGGAGCGAGCAGCGGCGCACACGAGCCCGCAGAGGCCGCCACGGGCGACUACGAGCUGGGCAAGGGCUCCUCGAAGGCCGUAGAGCUCGGGACAGGCCCCCACGAGCCCACAGAGGCCACCAUGAGCCUCUACGAGCUGGGGAAGGGCUCCUCGAAGGCCGUAGAGCUCGGGACAGGCCCCCACGAGCCCACAGAGGCCACCAUGAGCCUCUACGAGCUGGGGAAGGGCUCCUCGAAGGCCGUAGAGCUCGGGACAGGCCCCCACGAGCCCACAGAGGCCACCAUGAGCCUCUACGAGCUGGGGAAGGGCUCCUCGAAGGCCGUAGAGCUCGGGACAGGCCCCCACGAGCCCACAGAGGCCACCAUGAGCCUCUACGAGCUGGGGAAGGGCUCCUCGAAGGCCGUAGAGCUCGGGACAGGCCCCCACGAGCCCACAGAGGCCACCAUGAGCCUCUACGAGCUGGGGAAGGGCUCCUCGAAGGCCGUAGAGCUCGGGACAGGCCCCCACGAGCCCACAGAGGCCACCAUGAGCCUCUACGAGCUGGGGAAGGGCUCCUCGAAGGCCGUAGAGCUCGGGACAGGCCCCCACGAGCCCACAGAGGCCACCAUGAGCCUCUACGAGCUGGGGAAGGGCUCCUCGAAGGCCGUAGAGCUCGGGACAGGCCCCCACGAGCCCACAGAGGCCACCAUGAGCCUCUACGAGCUGGGGAAGGGCUCCUCGAAGGCCGUAGAGCUCGGGACAGGCCCCCACGAGCCCACAGAGGCCACCAUGAGCCUCUACGAGCUGGGGAAGGGCUCCUCGAAGGCCGUAGAGCUCGGGACAGGCCCCCACGAGCCCACAGAGGCCACCAUGAGCCUCUACGAGCUGGGGAAGGGCUCCUCGAAGGCCGUAGAGCUCGGGACAGGCCCCCACGAGCCCACAGAGGCCACCAUGAGCCUCUACGAGCUGGGGAAGGGCUCCUCGAAGGCCGUAGAGCUCGGGACAGGCCCCCACGAGCCCACAGAGGCCACCAUGAGCCUCUACGAGCUGGGGAAGGGCUCCUCGAAGGCCGUAGAGCUCGGGACAGGCCCCCACGAGCCCACAGAGGCCACCAUGAGCCUCUACGAGCUGGGGAAGGGCUCCUCGAAGGCCGUAGAGCUCGGGACAGGCCCCCACGAGCCCACAGAGGCCACCAUGAGCCUCUACGAGCUGGGGAAGGGCUCCUCGAAGGCCGUAGAGCUCGGGACAGGCCCCCACGAGCCCACAGAGGCCACCAUGAGCCUCUACGAGCUGGGGAAGGGCUCCUCGAAGGCCGUAGAGCUCGGGACAGGCCCCCACGAGCCCACAGAGGCCACCAUGAGCCUCUACGAGCUGGGGAAGGGCUCCUCGAAGGCCGUAGAGCUCGGGACAGGCCCCCACGAGCCCACAGAGGCCACCAUGAGCCUCUACGAGCUGGGGAAGGGCUCCUCGAAGGCCGUAGAGCUCGGGACAGGCCCCCACGAGCCCACAGAGGCCACCAUGAGCCUCUACGAGCUGGGGAAGGGCUCCUCGAAGGCCGUAGAGCUCGGGACAGGCCCCCACGAGCCCACAGAGGCCACCAUGAGCCUCUACGAGCUGGGGAAGGGCUCCUCGAAGGCCGUAGAGCUCGGGACAGGCCCCCACGAGCCCACAGAGGCCACCAUGAGCCUCUACGAGCUGGGGAAGGGCUCCUCGAAGGCCGUAGAGCUCGGGACAGGCCCCCACGAGCCCACAGAGGCCACCAUGAGCCUCUACGAGCUGGGGAAGGGCUCCUCGAAGGCCGUAGAGCUCGGGACAGGCCCCCACGAGCCCACAGAGGCCACCAUGAGCCUCUACGAGCUGGGGAAGGGCUCCUCGAAGGCCGUAGAGCUCGGGACAGGCCCCCACGAGCCCACAGAGGCCACCAUGAGCCUCUACGAGCUGGGGAAGGGCUCCUCGAAGGCCGUAGAGCUCGGGACAGGCCCCCACGAGCCCACAGAGGCCACCAUGAGCCUCUACGAGCUGGGGAAGGGCUCCUCGAAGGCCGUAGAGCUCGGGACAGGCCCCCACGAGCCCACAGAGGCCACCAUGAGCCUCUACGAGCUGGGGAAGGGCUCCUCGAAGGCCGUAGAGCUCGGGACAGGCCCCCACGAGCCCACAGAGGCCACCAUGAGCCUCUACGAGCUGGGGAAGGGCUCCUCGAAGGCCGUAGAGCUCGGGACAGGCCCCCACGAGCCCACAGAGGCCACCAUGAGCCUCUACGAGCUGGGGAAGGGCUCCUCGAAGGCCGUAGAGCUCGGGACAGGCCCCCACGAGCCCACAGAGGCCACCAUGAGCCUCUACGAGCUGGGGAAGGGCUCCUCGAAGGCCGUAGAGCUCGGGACAGGCCCCCACGAGCCCACAGAGGCCACCAUGAGCCUCUACGAGCUGGGGAAGGGCUCCUCGAAGGCCGUAGAGCUCGGGACAGGCCCCCACGAGCCCACAGAGGCCACCAUGAGCCUCUACGAGCUGGGGAAGGGCUCCUCGAAGGCCGUAGAGCUCGGGACAGGCCCCCACGAGCCCACAGAGGCCACCAUGAGCCUCUACGAGCUGGGGAAGGGCUCCUCGAAGGCCGUAGAGCUCGGGACAGGCCCCCACGAGCCCACAGAGGCCACCAUGAGCCUCUACGAGCUGGGGAAGGGCUCCUCGAAGGCCGUAGAGCUCGGGGCGGGCCCCCAUGAGCCUGCAGAGGCCGCCACGGGCCUGUACAAGCUCGGCAAGGGCUCCUCGAUUCAGACACAUAUGAGCUUUGCUUGUUUCCAUAUAAACCAUUAG
Struthio camelus australis is the source of this 4102-nucleotide messenger RNA. NCBI's taxonomy places the organism in Eukaryota, Metazoa, Chordata, Aves, Struthioniformes, Struthionidae. The record is from RefSeq and is a predicted model, not a curated record.